Molecule: messenger RNA, 214 nt
Organism: Chironomus riparius
Lineage: Eukaryota; Metazoa; Arthropoda; Insecta; Diptera; Chironomidae
Source: the annotation of a GenBank genome assembly
AAUUUGUUGAAGCUAUAAAAACUUUAUGAGUAUACAACGGAAGUACUUUAUCGUCGUACUUCAAGGAUGUAAUGCGAACUUCCAGUGUCAUGUCAUCCUGAAUAAUUUAAUUGCCAAGUCAAAAUGAUGUCAGACAAAUUAAAGAAAGAAGUGUGAGUCAAUAACUAAUUUUUUGGUUCCCGUUCAAUUCAGCAACAACAGAAAAAAUGUGCGG